GUUCUGUCUGUGUCGUUGGAAAAAUGUGAUUUUUUUUGUAGAUGAUUUUCUUGGGUUUGUUCGGCGCUGUGUUAUGUCUAGCUGUACCUAUAGUGGUGGUGUUGGUGGCGUUGCUGGUUUAUGGGAUUUCUCACUACUGUCUCGCCAUGCCUCUGCUCAGGCCCUCUCAACAGCAAGACGAUGCAGCAAAGAUGAUGCCGACGAUGAAGACUGCUUCUAGUGAGGAAGGUGCAGAUCGGACGGGAAACGGACAAGAUCCUUCCUCCUCCCUGGAUCUGUCAGGAGGGUACAAUCAAAGGAGGAAGCUGGUGGCUCCACCCAUGAAUGUGUCAUUGGACCACAGUGAUGAGUCCCUGCAUUCAGAUGAUGCCCUGGACACGGGGGACGAGGCCCUGGACACAGGGGACGACAUCAACAUAGACGACUUGGACACACCUGAUGAGACUGACUCGGGGGAAUUCAGCAGACAUGGAGAUUCAGCACCUUCCGACCAAGGAGCAGGAGAGGGGACCACUGAUGCUACCCUAGAAUCCAGUGUGGCUGAGGAGCGCAGCGACAGCCGACUGUGGAGGAGUGUAGUGAUUGGAGAACAGGAGCAUCGCAUCGACAUGAAAUGUAUUGAGGCGUACCAAAGAGUCAUCUCUCAUGGAGGUUACUACGAUGAACACAAUGCCAUAAUUGUGUUUGCAGCAUGUUUUCUACCGGACAGCGACUGUGACAAUUACCAUUAUGUGAUGGAAAAUCUUUUCUUUUAUGUCAUCAGUACCCUGGAGCUGAUGGUGGCAGAAGAUUACAUGAUAGUUUACCUGAAUGGUGCCACACCUCGUCGGAGGAUGCCUGGCUUUGGCUGGAUGAAAAAGUGUUACCAAAUGAUAGACAGGAGGUUGAAGAAAAACCUCAAGUUAUUCAUCAUUGUCCAUCCUUCAUGGUUCAUACGAACAGUGCUGGGACUCACUAAACCCUUCAUAAGCUCCAAAUUCAGCAGUAAGAUCAAGUAUGUAAGCAGUCUUGCAGAGCUUCAUGGAAUGAUCCCCAUGGAGUACAUCCACAUCCCGCCUUGCAUUGUCAAGUAUGAAGAGGAGAGGGGUAUACACAAAUGUGCAUGCACAAGCAGAUAAGAGAAAUGGGAAACUGGCUUUUUGACAGCUGGGUGGUCCGUGCCUGCUGAGCAUGUUUGAUCCGUAUUGUGCUAUACUCUGCAGCAUGCCUAGAGAAGCCAGCCUGCUCCACAGCAGUACAUGGUACACAGCAGUACAUGGUACACAGCAGGUGAAGAGGGUACAUAGGUAUCGGGCUGGGUAUUGUGUGAACAUUUUCAAUACUGGUAACUUGAAUUCAAUAUUGAUACCAAACAAUAUUUUUUUCUAUACUUUGUUGGCAAUUAAAGCAAUUUUUGCUCAAGCUGUUCCUAUAAAUCAUGACUGUAAUUUCCUCAGAAGGAACAUUUUUAUUUGUAUAAUAGAGAAACUGUAAAAUUCAAAAAAAAAAUGGGACAUCAGAUUUAAUUAAAUUAACCAUCAAUACAAAAGUAUAAUCUUAUAACCCAAGUUUUUAGAACUAUACUGGUAUUGUCAGUGUUCGGCAUUCAAUGACAUACGGUAUUUAAAUGUUUUGGCUUUUGAUAUGAAUCAUAGCAGCAAUGCUUUGGAUCUUAGCGGGCGCAAAAUUUGUUUGACAAGUCUUAACAUUUGCUCACAGGAGGCAAUCAGGUUAUUCAUGUUGAGCAGCAUCGUUAAUUUGUUGAGGUCACACUAACAACUAUUUCAUCUGCCAACUGAAGGUGCAAGUUUUUUUUUUUUUUUACCAAUUAGGGAUACAUUUUUGGCCAGCGUGAGACUCAACAAUCCUGUCUUAACUAUUUUAAUUCUCCUGGAGCAUUCAGACAGGUGUGUUGUGUAAUUAUCUUCCCUGAAAUGUACGUGGUGCUUACAUGACUUCUUUCAAUGGCAGAAAUUUGAUGCACAUACACAUAAUCAGCCCACUUUGUCUAGGGGGAUACACAAAGGUAGUGUAGAGAAAGCAGAUAACAAUGAGGAUUGCACAUUUAUGGAAUUAUAUCAUAUUCCCUGUACCUCUUUAUUGUUUCUAUGCAUCUAGUUGAUUUUUUAAACAAAUCGGAUUCCAUACACAUUCCCUUAACUCUGUACCCCCCUUUCCAUGAUAUCCAACCGACAUGCUUACUGACAGACAUGCUAGUCAGUCUGCUCAGUGUAGUUUAUAGCCUCUGUCACAUGCAGGGUGGGUGUAUGAGACAGCAAACAAGAGCUGGGCAAAGGGAUCAAGAAGGAAACGUGUGUUUCAGAGUCUACUUAAAAACAUAUGCAUUUUACAUUCUAUUGUGACUGUUGACAUUUCUAUAUGGCGAAAGCAGUUCACAAAGUAGCAAUGUGUUGCAAAAUAUGUACACCAUUUUGCCUCAUUAAAGAUCA
This is a messenger RNA of Lampris incognitus (smalleye Pacific opah), 2429 nucleotides long. Its product is annotated as protein prune homolog 2-like. The record is from RefSeq and is a predicted model, not a curated record. NCBI's taxonomy places the organism in Eukaryota, Metazoa, Chordata, Actinopteri, Lampriformes, Lampridae. Gene Ontology annotation, cellular component: cytoplasm. The transcript is spliced from 9 exons. Bases 42 to 1118 code for a protein of 358 amino acids. Gene Ontology annotation, biological process: apoptotic process.